UAGAUCUAUUCCGGGCCGAUCCACGUCCACAUGACUACAUGAUCCAAGCCCCAUUUUAAUUUCCAAAUACAGAGCAGGGCACCUACUUCUGAACUGACUGCCUUGAGCAAAUCAGAAGAAAAGACGACGAAGUAGGGUGUGCAGAAUAAGCGGGAAACCAAAAACACAGGAAAAAACUCAGAGAGAGAGAGAUGACGGAGAAAGGUAAAGGAGGAAGGGUUGGAAAGGGAGUAGAGUUAACAGUGGACGAGAAGUACACCCAGUGGAAAUCUUUGGUACCCAUUCUCUACGAUUGGCUCGCUAACCACAAUCUUGUUUGGCCUUCUCUUUCUUGCCGAUGGGGUCCACUUCUUGAGCAAGCCACCUACAAGAAUCGGCAGCGUCUUUAUCUCUCUGAACAGACUGAUGGGAGUGUUCCUAAUACACUUGUUAUUGCAAACGUUGAAGUGGUUAAGCCUAGAGUUGCUGCUGCAGAGCAUAUAUCUCAGUUUAAUGAAGAGGCUCGCUCUCCGUUUGUAAAGAAGUUCAAAACCAUCAUACAUCCUGGGGAGGUGAACAGGAUCAGAGAACUCCCGCAGAACAGUAACAUAGUGGCUACACACACUGACAGCCCUGACGUAUUAAUUUGGGAUGUGGAAAAUCAACCUAGUCGUCAUGCAAUUCUAGGAGCUCCCAGCUCUCGUCCCGAUCUGAUAUUGACUGGACACCAGGAAAAUGCUGAAUUUGCUCUUGCAAUGUGCUCUUGUGAACCAAUGGUGCUUUCAGGAGGGAAGGAUAAAUUAGUGGUUUUGUGGAAUAUAAAUGAUCAUAUCUCAACGCUGGCAACAGAACCAGGGGCCGCAAAAUCUGCUUCUGCUGGCAGCAAUAUAAAAUCAGCAUCUAAGACUGGCGAUGGAAAUAAUGGAAAUGCAGCUAGUCCUUCCGUGGAAGCACGGGGCAUUUAUAAGGGACAUGAUGAUACUGUAGAGGAUGUGCAAUUUUGUCCCACUAGUGCUCAGCAGUUUUGCAGUGUUGGUGAUGAUUCUUGCUUAAUACUAUGGGAUUCAAGAGCUGGAUUGACUCCAGCUACUAAGGUUGAAAAGGCCCAUGAUGCUGAUUUGCAUUGUGUUGACUGGAAUCCUCAUGAUGAAAAUUUCAUUUUGACUGGAUCAGCUGAUAAUUCUAUCCACAUGUUUGAUCGGAGAAAUAUCUCUGCGGGGGGAGUUGGAUCACCUGUCCAUAAAUUCCAGGGCCACAACGAUCCUGUCCUUUGUGUACAGUGGUCACCACACAAUAGAUCAGUUUUUGGCAGUGCUGCUGAGGAUGGCCUGUUGAACAUAUGGGAUUAUGAAAAGAUUGGUAAAAUGCAAACAGAUAGUGGAAACAAAACAUCGGAGUAUCCAGCAGGUUUGUUUUUCAGGCAUGCAGGACACAGGGACAAAGUGGUUGACUUCCACUGGAAUUCGAUUGAUCCAUGGACUAUUGUCAGUGUUUCGGAUGAUUGUUCAAGCUCUGCUGGAGGUGGAACAUUGCAGAUGUGGCGCAUUAUUGAUUUGCUUUACCGACCAGAAGAUGAAGUCCUAGCAGAGUUGGACAAAUUCCGAUCCCAUGUAACCACAUGCUCCUCCUAGUUCUUUCAAGGAUGUUAGAACAGUUUAGGCGGCUGACAAGAAGUGGUUUAAACAUGGAAGAGGGUGCAUGUCUUAAACUAUUUCGAAUGCAUGAUACUUUUAUUUUAUUCUUUGGUCUUUCCUGGGUGAAAAACUUCCCACUGUUUGACCCUUUCACGAAUGUAACCUUGAAUAUUGUAGUUUCUUGCCCAUUCCUCCUAAAUCUGAUAUUCUCAGUCAUUUAGGACCUUCACAAUCCGUCCAAAAUCAAUAGUCAUAUAUACUGUGCUGAAUUGCUGAUAUGCUCAGAAACUUAUUCUGUAUUA
Molecule: messenger RNA, 1915 nt
Organism: Chenopodium quinoa (quinoa)
Lineage: Eukaryota; Viridiplantae; Streptophyta; Magnoliopsida; Caryophyllales; Amaranthaceae
Product: WD-40 repeat-containing protein MSI4-like
Exons: 15
Coding region: 192-1610 (472 amino acids)
Biological process (GO): regulation of gene expression
Cellular component (GO): nucleus
Molecular function (GO): histone binding
Source: RefSeq, a predicted model, not a curated record